Molecule: messenger RNA, 3867 nt
Organism: Microsporum canis CBS 113480
Lineage: Eukaryota; Fungi; Ascomycota; Eurotiomycetes; Onygenales; Arthrodermataceae
Product: antiviral helicase SKI2
Exons: 6
Coding region: 1-3867 (1288 amino acids)
Biological process (GO): nuclear-transcribed mRNA catabolic process, 3'-5' exonucleolytic nonsense-mediated decay
Cellular component (GO): Ski complex
Molecular function (GO): RNA helicase activity; RNA binding; ATP binding
Source: RefSeq, a predicted model, not a curated record
AUGUCAGACACACUUGCGGCUGCUAUUCAGCAGGUUAAGAUAAAUAUGGAUGCUAUAGAUCCAGACGGAGACCUUGAUGCCUGGGCUAAAGACGAUGCAUCGGAAAAGCCACGUAAUCGCAAGAUACAGCUAGCAGAUGAUCUGAAAGCUGAACUAGAGAGAGAAUUUCUGAUACCGUCUCCAUGUUUUAAUACUCACUGGCUAAACAAACUCCAAAGGCGAUGGGAAUUCUCCCCUGACUAUUCGCAGCUGUUUGAGCUUGCGCCGACUCAAAGUCGGACUAUUAUCAGAUUUAAUCGUGAAGGAUUAGAAGGUAGAGUCACCGGAUAUCAUGAAGUUACCGUUCCGGCAGGUAGUGCUACGGCAAAGAAUUCUACUUCUUUACGAAGGAAACCUGCUAGUCGUGCAGAUUUCGUGAGGGGAGCAGCAGGGUUUUAUCCAUUUGCACCGGGCGGUCUUGAAGCAGUUGACGCCAUCUCUGCACUCGAUGCUGAGGCUGAACUUGAAGACCAAAUGCUGGAAAGUGCUCCGGCUAAACCGUCAGGCCUCGACAGGAUUAUCAAUUUUGGCUCUCAGGGUGGUUUACUGGAGAUCCCUCCUGGCUUCACUCGCGGGUUAAAGUUUGAGGCAGAGGGUAAUGAAGAGGCGCAAAGGAAUGCAAAAGAAGUUCGUGAAGCACUUGAUCAUGAAGACAGUACUGAACUUGGACAACUAUCGAGCCAUGAUUCUCGAGAUACCACCAAGGAAACUGGCGUCGAUGAGGAUAAAGACAACUCUGCCAGCGAAGACGAAGAGGAUAUAGACGCUCUUCUGCCGGUUGAAUACCCUGCCUUGGAGCCUAGAGGACAACUCAUCCAGUCUUCAUUGAAAAAGUCUCGUAAGGAAUGGGCUCAUGUCGUGGAUGUCAAUAAAGAAAUAACCAAUUUCUACGAAUUGGUUCCAGACAUGGCUCGAGAAUAUCCGUUUGAACUAGACAUCUUUCAAAAAGAAGCGGUGUAUCAUUUGGAGAAUGGAGAUUCCGUCUUUGUCGCCGCGCACACGUCUGCUGGAAAGACAGUAGUUGCAGAAUACGCAAUUGCUUUAGCUAACAAGCAUAUGACGAAGGCUAUUUAUACGUCUCCGAUAAAGGCUCUGAGUAACCAGAAAUUUCGUGACUUUAGGGGCACUUUUGACGACGUUGGAAUUCUGACUGGAGAUAUACAGAUCAACCCUGAGGCAAGCUGUCUGAUCAUGACAACAGAAAUCUUGCGAAGUAUGCUCUAUCGAGGCGCGGAUUUGAUCCGAGAUGUGGAAUUCGUUAUAUUCGACGAAGUUCAUUAUGUGAAUGACUUAGAAAGAGGAGUUGUGUGGGAAGAGGUCAUAAUCAUGCUGCCGGAGCAUGUUAGCCUGAUCUUGCUAUCUGCUACUGUGCCAAAUACAUACGAAUUCGCCUCAUGGGUAGGUCGGACAAAGAAGAAGGACAUUUACGUUAUAUCUACACCGAAGCGUCCAGUACCAUUAGAACAUUACCUAUGGGCUGGAAAGGAGAUACAUAAGGUGGUAGACGCGGACAAACGGUUCAUUGAGAAAGGCUGGAAGGAUGCCGAUGAUAUUCUCUCGGGCCGUGAUAAAGUAAAGGCUCAAAAAGCAGCAGAGGCUCAGGGAGGUAAACAACCCGAGAGAGGACGUGGCCAGAACCAACGCGGAGGUGGCCAACGAGGGACGGGGCAGAGAGGCGGCCCGCAGCAGAGAGGUAGAGGACAGCCAUCAACUCGAGGAACCGGCAAUAUUGCCAGGACAGGGCGUGGUGGUGGCCGAACCUCCGCCGCCCAGGAUCGCAAUGUAUGGGUGCACCUGGUGCAAUAUCUACGAAAGCGCGAAAUGCUUCCAGCCUGCAUUUUCGUCUUUUCCAAGAAACGGUGCGGAGAAAAUGCGGACUCCCUUUCCAACCAGGACUUCUGUACCGCGUCAGAUAAGAGCGCAAUCCAUAUGAUCGUGGAGAAAUCGCUCACCCGACUCAGGGCUGAAGAUAGAGAUCUUCCACAGAUUCGCAAGGUGCGAGAACUUCUUAGUCGUGGAGUCGGUGUGCAUCACGGAGGACUUCUUCCGAUUGUAAAGGAGAUUGUUGAGAUAUUAUUCGCAAAGGGGCUCGUCAAGAUACUUUUUGCGACGGAGACGUUUGCAAUGGGGCUAAACUUGCCCACACGCACGGUAGUUUUCUCUGGAUACCGAAAACACGAUGGCAGGGGGUUUCGAGAUCUUCUAGCUGGAGAAUAUACUCAAAUGGCUGGAAGAGCUGGGCGCCGUGGACUCGAUACAGUUGGAUCAGUAAUCAUAGUCACUUCUGGCCGUGAUGAAGCUCCUCCCAUUACCACAUUGAGGAAGAUGAUACUAGGUGACCCUACGAAGCUACGGUCUCAAUUCCGACUCACGUAUAAUAUGAUGUUAAACCUUUUACGAGUCGAGGCACUGAAGAUUGAGGAGAUGAUCAAGCGAAGUUUCAGUGAGAACGCUACCCAAGCGCUUCUCCCGGAGCAUCAGAAGCAAGUGCAACUUUCUGAAGCUAGUUUGGAGAAGAUAAAACGAGAGCCAUGUGCGAUUUGUGACGUUGAUCUCGCUGCCUGUCAUCAGGCUGGUGUUGAGUAUGAACGUUUGACGCUCCAAUUGCAUACCUUACUCUUAGCUUCUCCUGUCGGCAAACGCAUGUAUGCUGCAAAGCAGUUAAUCGUAUUUAAAAAGAAUGGCGUUAGGACCGCAGGGAUUUUGAUGAAGGAGGGCGUGACUAGCGGCCCUGUACCAUCCUUAAACGUUUUCGAGAUUGGACCUUUGGAGUCUCGCCGCUUUCCAAGUGAUAUUCUUCCGUAUCUGCCUGUUUUCAGGAAUAACUUCCACCCGCUAUCGACGUCACCGGACCAUAUGGCAUUAAGGAGCUGUAAAGUGCCACUUGCCAAUCUCGAGUGCGUAACCGGCACAUCGGUGAAAAUUGGGGGCCCAACUUGGUAUUUAAAUAUCAAGAAAGAGGCGCUGAAAAUGGCUGGAAAGGAGUUUUCAAAGCUAUGUGCAUCUUGGACAGAUAGAAUCUGGGAUGAGAUUGACUGGGAGAGAGUUAAGGACAUGCCGGUCAGGGAAGUGCUAGAGCAAAGGGCAGAACAGGCCAAGAUUGCACAGUCCUGUGCAUGUCUUGAAUGCCCACAGCUCCUUAAACAUUUUGAAAUGCAACACGACGAAUGGCAAGUCAAGGAAAAUAUCUCACAGCUGAAGCAGCUGAUGUCGGAUCAGAACCUUCAGCUGCUGCCUGACUACGAGCAACGAAUUCAAGUCCUGAAGGAUCUGGGCUUCGUCGAUGAGGCCUGCAGAGUUCAGCUCAAGGGCAAGGUUGCCUGCGAGAUACACUCUGCCGACGAAUUGGUGCUCACGGAACUCAUCCUCGAGAACGUGCUGGCGGACUACGAGCCCGAAGAAAUAGUGGCCCUCCUGUCCGCGUUCGUCUUCCAAGAGAAGACGGAGAACGAACCAACGCUGACUCCACGUCUGGAGGCCGGCAAGGAGGCAAUAAUUGCGAUUUCCAACCGGGUGAACGAUCUCCAGAUCCAGCAUCAGGUCGUGCUCUCGUCAGACGACGCCAACGACUUUGCGAGCAAACCCCGGUUCAACCUGAUGGAAGUCGUGUACGAGUGGGCGCGAGGGAUGACGUUCAACCGCAUCACGGACCUCACAGAUGUGAUGGAGGGCACUAUCGUGCGGGUAAUUAGUCGAUUGGACGAAACUUGCCGCGAGGUCAAGAACGCCGCCAAGCUGGUUGGAGAUCCAUCCCUGUACAACAAGAUGCAGCUGGCGCAGGAGAUGAUCAAGCGGGACGUGAUCUUUGCCGCCUCCCUCUAUCUAUAG